AGACUAAGUUUUUCAAAAUGAAGUAUCCGAGAAGAAAGUUGUUCACUAAAUGCGUAUCAGAAUAUGAUACUAGUCUCUCUUGUCGCAAAGACAGCGCGCGUCUAGACGCGGUCGCCAUUAUGAAAGAGAAGAGUAAGAAUGCUGCUCGCUCCCGACGAGAGAAGGAGAACGCGGAGUUCUUAGAGCUCGCCAAGCUUCUGCCUCUCCCUUCUGCGAUCACCUCACAGCUGGAUAAGGCGUCGGUGAUAAGAUUGACGACCAGUUACCUGAAGAUGAGGCAGGUUUUUCCUGAUGGUCUUGGCGACGCUUGGGGAGCGGCCCCACCACCCCCUCAGCCCCGAGAGCUGUCCAUACGAGAACUUGGCUCUCAUCUACUCCAGACCUUGGACGGAUUCAUCUUCGUGGUGGCUCCUGAUGGCAAGAUUAUGUAUAUUAGUGAAACGGCUUCCGUGCAUCUUGGGUUGAGUCAAGUGGAGCUGACAGGGAACUCGAUAUACGAGUAUAUCCACCUGUCUGAUCACGAGGAGAUGACGGCAGUGCUCAGUCUUCAGCAUCCACAGUCUUAUCUACCACAUCAGUAUCCUACCCUUGGGUACCCAGUGGGUGGUACGUGGGGGCCCACAGUGGACAUCGAGUGCGAGAGAGCAUUCUUCAUCAGAAUGAAAUGUGUGCUCGCCAAGAGAAACGCGGGUCUCACAACCUCCGGAUAUAAGGUCAUACACUGUUCUGGGUACCUCCGCGCGCGACGCUUCGGCGAAGGCUCGGCACCACUAGGCCUGAUAGCAGUGGGGCACUCGUUACCGCCGUCAGCUGUCACCGAGCUGAAGCUACAUUCUAAUAUGUUCAUGUUUCGAGCUUCGCUGGAUAUGAGGCUGAUUUUCUUGGAUGCAAGGGUGGCAUCACUGACGGGCUACGAGCCUCAGGACCUGAUCGAGAAGACGCUGUACCACUACAUCCACGGCACGGAUGUACUGCACAUGAGGCACUCGCAUUGUACACUAUUAACCAAAGGCCAAGUAACAUCUCGCUACUACCGCUUCCUGACCAAGAGUGGUGGCUGGGUGUGGAUGCAGAGUUACGCCACCAUUGUACACAACUCCCGGUCUUCAAGGCCGCAUUGCAUCGUGUCUGUUAAUUAUGUGCUUAGUGACAUCGAAGAAAAACACCAAAUCCUAAACAUCAGCCAGGGAGCUCCAAAACACAUGAACACCGAGUGCCCCACGCCAUCCCACAUCCCCACCACCACCACAUCCCCACAGAUGCCCCACAUACGACACACCGAGAAGAUCAACCCCGUCCCUAACGAGAGCGAGUACAGCGACUCUAGUGGGGGAUACAACUACCCCGAAUAUAUCCCUCUAAUCCCCCCCUAUGAGGCACAAGAAGAAUACCACCAACAGAACGGGUCUUACCAAGAAAUAUUCUACGAAAACUACACAGAUACAAACGAAAUUCUACCUAAUUACGUCAGUUAUCCCCAAAAUCAACGUCCGUUUUCUGCGAGUUCGUCCUCUUGUAGCUCUAUAGAAGGCUCGGAAAUACCAAACCAGUAUAAUUAUACGAAUUUAAUAUCGUUCUACGGGGGGCAUAAUCAGAAUCAGAAUGGAAGGCCUGUGGAGAAUUUUGCAAAUAAUUUUGGUAAGUUGACCCCCAGUCCAGCGGUACAAGAAGGAAGUUAUACGAGUGUGAUAGUUGAUAAUACGCAGCAGUUUCACCACCAUGGAGGGGGGGUGAACGAAUUUGUUCAUUGACAAACAGUUGAGUGAUACAUGUAAAUAAAAACCCUAAAAUAUAAAGUAGUCUAAGAUUUUCGACUUGAAAGUUACAUAAAUAAGGUAAAAUAACGUUUUUUUUUGUCUA
Molecule: messenger RNA, 1860 nt
Organism: Helicoverpa armigera (cotton bollworm)
Lineage: Eukaryota; Metazoa; Arthropoda; Insecta; Lepidoptera; Noctuidae
Gene: sim
Product: single-minded homolog 1
Exons: 9
Coding region: 18-1751 (577 amino acids)
Biological process (GO): regulation of transcription by RNA polymerase II
Cellular component (GO): nucleus; cytoplasm; transcription regulator complex
Molecular function (GO): DNA-binding transcription factor activity, RNA polymerase II-specific; RNA polymerase II transcription regulatory region sequence-specific DNA binding; protein dimerization activity
Source: RefSeq, a predicted model, not a curated record